GUCAAUCACGAGGGGAGACUCCAAACAGUGAGCCUUGAGCUGGAGAGCAGCGUUUACCGGCGGGGCGGCCGGUUUGGUGAAUGAAACAAUGGCUACAGAUUCCCCCAGAAGACCCAGUCGCUGUACUGGUGGUGUUGUGGUUCGCCCCCAGGCUGUCACGGAGCAGUCUUACAUGGAAAGCGUUGUGACUUUUCUGCAGGAUGUUGUGCCUCAGGCUUACAGUGGAACACCUCUAACAGAAGAAAAGGAGAAGAUAGUCUGGGUCAGAUUUGAAAAUGCAGAUUUAAAUGAUACAUCAAGAAAUCUGGAAUUUCAUGAAAUACACAGCACAGGGAAUGAGCCGCCCUUGCUGAUUAUGAUUGGCUACAGUGAUGGAAUGCAGGUCUGGAGCAUCCCUAUCAGUGGGGAAGCACAGGAACUCUUUUCUGUUCGACAUGGCCCAAUUCGAGCCGCUAGAAUCUUGCCUGCUCCACAGUUUGGUGCUCAAAAGUGUGACAACUUUGCUGAAAAAAGGCCCCUCCUUGGUGUUUGUAAGAGCACUGGAUCUUCUGGGACAAGUCCACCGUACUGUUGUGUGGAUCUCUAUUCACUUCGUACUGGGGAGAUGGUCAAGUCCAUUCAGUUUAAAACACCUAUCUAUGAUCUCCAUUGCAAUAAAAGGAUCCUUGUCGUAGUAUUGCAGGAGAAAAUUGCUGCCUUUGAUAGCUGUACUUUCACGAAAAAAUUUUUUUGUCACAAGCUGCUACCCUUGUCCCGGGCCCAACAUGAAUCCUAUUGCUCUUGGCAGCCGCUGGCUUGCUUAUGCAGAAAACAAGUUGAUUCGGUGUCAUCAGUCCCGUGGUGGAGCCUGUGGAGACAACAUUCAGUCUUAUACUGCCACGGUCAUUAGUGCUGCUAAAACAUUGAAAACUGGCCUGACAAUGGUUGGGAAAGUGGUGACUCAGCUGACAGGCACACUCCCUUCAGGUGUGACAGAAGACGAUGUUGCCAUUCAUAGUAAUUCAAGACGGAGUCCCCUGGUCCCAGGAAUCAUCACUGUAAUCGACACUGAAACAGUUGGAGAGGGCCAGGUGCUCCUGAGCGAGGAUUCUGACAGUGAUGGUAUUGUGGCCCACUUCCCUGCUCAUGAAAAACCAGUGUGCUGUAUGGCCUUUAAUACAAGUGGAAUGCUUCUAGUCACAACAGAUACCCUGGGCCAUGAUUUUCAUGUCUUCCAAAUUUUGACUCAUCCUUGGUCCUCAUCACAAAGUGCUGUCCAUCAUCUGUAUACUCUUCACAGGGGAGAAACAGAAGCCAAAGUACAGGACAUAUGCUUCAGCCAUGACUGUCGCUGGGUCGUGGUCAGUACACUCCGGGGGACUUCCCACGUUUUCCCAAUCAACCCUUAUGGUGGCCAGCCUUGUGUUCGAACACACAUGUCACCACGAGUCGUGAAUCGGAUGAGCCGUUUCCAGAAGAGUGCUGGGCUGGAAGAGAUCGAACAAGAACUAACGUCUAAGCAAGGAGGUCGCUGUAGCCCUGUCCCAGGUCUAUCGAGUAGUCCUUCUGGGUCACCUCUGCAUGCUUCAAUCAACACCUUGUUCCUGCGCCUGAAUUGCUUUCCGCUUAUUUCUUCAGGGAAACUCAACAGCCAAGACUCCUACAAUAAUUUUGCCAACAACAACCCUGGCAACCCUCGGCUCUCCCCUCUCCCCAGCUUGAUGGUUUUGAUGCCUCUUGCACAGAUCAAGCAGCCAGUGACACUGGGGACCAUCACCAAAAGAACAGGGCCUUAUCUGUUUGGAGCGGGGUGUUUUUCCAUAAAAGCUCCAUGCAAAGUUAAACCACCUCCACAAAUUUCACCCAGCAAAUCAAUGGGCGGAGAAUUUUGCGUGGCUGCAACGUUUGGGACAUCCCGAUCGUGGUUUGCAAAUAAUGCAGGCCUGAAAAGGGAAAAAGAUCAGUCCAAACAAGUUGUCGUUGAAUCCCUCUACAUCAUUAGCUGCUAUGGGACCUUAGUGGAGCACGUGAUGGAGCCACGGCCGCUCAGCACUGCCCCCAAGAUCAGCGAUGACACCCCACUGGAAAUGGUGACGUCUCCUCGAGCCAGCUGGACUCUGGUUAGAACUCCUCAAUGGAAUGAAUUGCAGCCACCAUUUAACGCAAACCACCCUCUGCUCCUCGCUGCAGAUGCAGUGCAGUAUUAUCAGUUCCUGCUUGCUGGCCGUCUUUUCAGUAGACAAACAGUAGCAAGUUCCAAAGAUGUGAGAAAAAGACAUGGGGAGAAAAAAAUGGUUCCCCCUGGAAGCCCUGGGCCCAUUACUCGGCAUGGGUCCUAUGACAGUUUAGCAUCUGACCACAGUGGACAGGAGGAUGAAGAAUGGCUGUCUCAGGUAGAAAUUGUAACGCACACCGGACCCCACAGACGUCUAUGGAUGGGUCCACAGUUCCAGUUCAAAACCAUCCAUCCCUCAGGCCAAACCACAGUCAUAUCAUCCAGUUCAUCUGUGCUGCAGUCUCAUGGUCCAAGUGAUGCUCCACAGCCCCUUUCAGAUUUUGAUACGGAUGAUCUUGAUCUCAACAGUCUCAGGAUCCAGCCGGUCCGCUCUGACCCAGUCAGCAUGCCAGGGUCAUCCCGUCCAGUCUCUGACCGAAGGGGAAUUUCCACCGUGAUUGAUGCUGCCUCAGGUACCUUUGACCGGAGCGUGACCCUGCUGGAGGUGUGCGGGAGCUGGCCCGAGGGCUUUGGGCUGCGACACAUGUCCUCCAUGGAGCACACGGAAGAGGGCCUGCGGGAGCGGCUGGCGGAUGCCAUGGCCGAGUCACCGAGCCGGGACGUUGUGGGAUCCGGGACAGGUACAGACACAGCCCUUGAUGUAGCAGUAAAAGCCACCACCCCUGAGAGACACAUGGCUGUGAAGUGUGUUGGGAAAAAAAAAGGAAAAAAAAAACAAUGCCAACAGCCCAGCGUCCGUGAGCAACCCAACAGUAACAAAGCGAGUGUUCGGGAUGGAGGAAGAACUACAGCGAGAGGGAAGCAUCGAGACCCUGAGUAACAGCUCCGGCUCCACCAGCGGCAGCAUCCCGAGAAACUUUGAUGGCUACCGAUCUCCACUGCCCACCAACGAGAGUCAGCCCCUCAGCCUCUUCCCUACCGGCUUCCCGUAGGUACCAGCAACCUGCUUCUGACUGGCCGGCCCACUCACCUGCUGGCGGGAAGGGGAGAAGCCCCCUCUGGUCCUACCCUUCAGUCUCCGCUCCUCGUUUACCGCCCACCUUCCCCAAGCCUAGUGACAACAGCACCCACCCUCCCUGGAUUGAGAAGAGACCUUUCUCCGAAGCACCUCGGCGCAAUCUGACCUCUGCCCCCUCCCCAUCAGCAGGGCUGUGGCUAAGAGAGACUCCGCAGAAGCUCCGUCCCCUCCUCCAUUGGCACACCAUAUCCUGCAUUGGAUCCGCUUUUGUAUUUUCUAACCAAACCCUUGGGGGGGCCUGGGUGGGGAGAGGGUGGAUGGCCUGGCGGGCACCUUGGUCCUGAGUGGACAGCCCCAGUCCACUCCUGGCUUUGACACAUGCCGCCCAGCUUCCCUUGGCCAACCUCCCCUCUGGCACGGGGUGAACUGAGGCCCAGAGUGUUAGGGAAGAAGGAAGGAGGGAGAAGCCCCCUUCCUCUUUUCUUUCCCCUUUGGCUCAUGGAAAGGAUUUGUCUUUCUUGUCUGUAAGCCCUUUUACCCUGGCCCUGUACCGUUCAGUGGAGGAAACCGUGGUUACCAAGGCCCUGUCAAAAAGUGCACGUCUUGUCCAAUAAAUCACGCUGCAAUUGGUGUCCAUCCCUGA
Molecule: messenger RNA, 3816 nt
Organism: Vicugna pacos (alpaca)
Lineage: Eukaryota; Metazoa; Chordata; Mammalia; Artiodactyla; Camelidae
Source: RefSeq, a predicted model, not a curated record